UUAGUUUUAAGGUUAAAGUUUGAGAUAAUGGUAUCUGCAUACACUCUUACAUCACUAGUAGAAGAGAAGAAACUUCAAAAUAGAUUCAUAGUGGAAGAGGAUGAGCGUCCUAAGGUUGCAUAUAACCAAUUCAGCGACGUCAUCCCGGUAAUCUCCCUUGAUGGAAUCGAGGACGAUUCACCGGGAGGACGAAGGGAGGUUAUACGCAACCAAAUAGGUCAAGCCUGUGAGGAAUGGGGGUUGUUUCAAGUCGUCGAUCACGGUGUAGAUACUAAACUUGUUCAUGAUAUGGCUAACUUGGCUAGGGAGUUUUUUGCUUUGCCUGAUGAAGAAAAAAUGAGGUUUGAUAUGAGUGGAGGCAAAAAGGGUGGUUUUAUUGUAUCUAGUCAUAUUCAGAAUGAACUAGUAGCUAAUUGGCGUGAAAUGGUGGCUGUCGUCCCAUACCCAAUAAGAGAAAGGGAUUACACAAGGUGGCCGGAUAAUCCUAAAGAAUGGCGGCCGGCGACGGAGAUUUAUAGUGAGAACAUGAUGGGCCUCGCAGAAAAACUUCUUGGGCUUAUAUCAGAGGCCAUGGGUCUAAAAACGGAUACCAUUACAAAGGUUUGUGGAGAAAUGGCCCAAAGAAUGGCCAUAAACUUCUAUCCCAAAUGCCCUGAGCCCAAUCUUGCAAUUGGGCUCAAAAGACAUACUGAUCCAGGUGCCAUUACUUUGCUUUUACAAGACAAAGUGGGUGGGCUUCAGGCUACUAAAGAUGGUGGGGAGAACUGGAUCACAGUCCAGCCCAUUGAGGAUGCUUUUGUUGUCAACCUUGGUGACUAUUCCUACUAUCUGAGCAAUGGAAGAUUCAAGAAUGCUGAUCACCAAGCAGUAGUAAAUCAUGAGCAUAACAGGUUGUCAAUUGCAACAUUCAUCAAUCCAGAGCAGGAAGCAAUUGUGUAUCCACUCAAUAUCGAGGAAGGAGAGAAUGCAAUAAUAGAAGAAGCUAUUACAUUUGCUGAGAUGUAUAAAAGAAAUAUGUUCAACCAUUCUGAAAGAAGCAAGCUCAAGAAAUUGGCCAAGGAUCAAAAUUUACCAAAAGAGGAAUUAGAGAAGAUGCUUAAGAAUUCUGGCAAAACUACUAAAUCCUUAAAAGAGUUGCUUGCAUGAACAUAUCAAUAACAUGCAAGUAUAAAUGUAAUACUUCUUUUCUAAUCGCUACAUUUUGAGUUUGUCACAGAAUAAUUGUUAUCGACAAAGAGAGUAUUUCUGUCAUAUUAGUAAUAAAAGUUAUACUUGAUCAUUUUAUUAUUAAUGUCUAUGAAUUGA
This is a messenger RNA of Spinacia oleracea (spinach), 1305 nucleotides long. Its product is annotated as naringenin,2-oxoglutarate 3-dioxygenase-like. The transcript has 3 exons. The record is from RefSeq and is a predicted model, not a curated record. Bases 28 to 1146 code for a protein of 372 amino acids. Lineage: Eukaryota; Viridiplantae; Streptophyta; Magnoliopsida; Caryophyllales; Amaranthaceae.